AUGCCAUCCAAAUUCCAAGACCUCGACCCGGCCGGAGUGUCGCCGGAAGACCGCGUCAAUGCCAUGCGAGGAUACAAAGCCACAAUAAAGAACCCCCGCAACUCAGAGUCUGCAAAGCAGCAUGCGCACGAAAUGAUUGAUGCUCUCGGAGGCGAUGAGCCGCGCCGCGAGAUGAAGCAGUUUGACCAAGACAAGGAUCAGACGCGCAUUGCGGGAGGACUGAAAGCUUCAACAAAGAAUCCCCGAGUGUCCGAGGAAGGCAAGAAUCGAGCGCAGGAAAAGCUCGACCAGAUGGGGGCGCCUUCUGAGUAA
This is a messenger RNA of Talaromyces atroroseus, 312 nucleotides long. RefSeq lists its product as hypothetical. The transcript is spliced from 3 exons. NCBI's taxonomy places the organism in Eukaryota, Fungi, Ascomycota, Eurotiomycetes, Eurotiales, Trichocomaceae. The record is from RefSeq and is a predicted model, not a curated record. Gene Ontology annotation, cellular component: cytoplasm. Bases 1 to 312 code for a protein of 103 amino acids.